AUGGCUGCUGAACAACAAAUUGUCAAGCGGCAGCAGAAGACAAAUGAUAGAGCAGAAUGGUCGGAAAGGAUCGGCCUGCCACGUCGAUCUCGGAGCAGCUCAACUGGGAGACACCACUCCAAAUCCAACAAUAGCCACAGCUGCCACCACCCAUCCCUCUCUAAACACUUUGCAUCACAGCAGGUGGAUGUCUUGCAUUCCUUGCAAGCAGGGCAGGAGUAUUCUGUGAGCAAUGGCCACAGGUCACCACGAAAUGAAGGAGCCUGCUGCAGUAAACAUCCAAUGAAGCAGUGGUCAGGGAUGCCGAUGGCGAUCAUCAGCAGAAAGGAGGUGCCCGCAGAUCUGAAAGGAAGAUCAUCUACUGAUGAAUUGAGCCAGCAAUGCCAUCAUAAGUCAGCAGCAAAAAUUGCAGAGCAGCAGAGCAUCUCAACCAAAGAGGAGAGCCGAUUCAUUUCCUUUGAUAGACCAGUCUGUUCAGGCAAAGAUAUCGAUCACAUUAUUAGAGGCGAUACCAUGACGGACUCCAGCGUCCCACAGGCCUUGCCAAGCAAAAACCAAGAAGGUCACAGGGCCUCUGUUGAUGGAGACAGCAGAGGUCCUAGCAAGGUGUGCAAUCCAGGCCUAAGCCACAAGUACCAGCCCAAGGUAUUUGAGGAGAUCAUUGGCAAUGAGAUGGUGGUCAAAGCACUCUCAAAUGCCAUCCAGACGAAAAGGGUCUCACCUCUCUAUAUCUUCCAUGGACCCAGUGGGACCGGCAAAACAUCCACCGCCAAGAUUUUUAGCAUAGCUUUGAACUGUGAGUCUCUUUCUCCUUCCAAGCCAUGCUGGAAAUGCACCAGUUGUUCCCGAAGCCUGUAUACAGCAGAGCUGCGCUCUGGAAAUAAAAAUUCUGCUCUUGAAAACAUAAGAACCCUACUUGAGGGCACUACAUUCGUGCAGACAUUUCCUGGCUUCAAGGUUUUCAUCAUCAAUGAGUGUCAUUCUCUGGCAGAAUAUUCCUGGCGAGAACUGCUGGAAAUGAUAGAAGAGGAGAAUUGUGAUGGUUCCCUAGUUGUAAUUUUGAUAACAGAGGAUGCAAAAGCCAUUCCUAGAACAGUCUCAUCUCGAUGUCAGAAAUUUGCUUUUGCCAAGCUCAAAGACAGUGACAUCGCACAGAAACUGGCAACAAUCGCAUCUCAUGAGGGAAUUAAAAUCAGCAAGGAUGCUCUGCAACUAGUGGCCAUAAAAGCUGAUGGAAGUCUCAGGGAAGCUGAGAUCUUGCUGGAUCAGCUAGCACUUCUUGGACAAUGCAUCACCACUUCUAUGGUUCAAAAACUAGUGGGUCUGGUUUCACAUGACCAGCUAAGUCACUUACUUGAGGCAGCACUUGUUGGCAAUUCCCUGGAGACAAUGAGAUGCACUAGGGAUCUGAUCGCACUCGGCGUUGAACCACAGGAUCUUGUGUCUCAGUUAGCUUCUCUUGUAAUGGAAAUUCUAGCUGGGGAUAACCAACCAGAGAGAUUGUGUCGAGCUUUGAAAAUACUUACGGAAACUGAGAAGCAGCUGAUUAUCUCUCCAUGCAACCACACCACCUGGGCUACUGCUGCUCUACUGCAGAUUGCAUCGGGGGACAGCUUCAGUGGCAGUUCUUCAGAUAUCAUACUGCCUAAAGAGACAACCCUAGCAGGAGACAGUUCUGACACAGCAUGCAUGUCGGAUGGGACAGAUAUCAACAAGCCUGGACCCUCUGAUCACAUUGACAGCAAUGCGGUCAGGCAUCAUGCCCCUAAUUCAGUGCCAGAACAAAGUACUAAUGCUGAUAACCUGAAAGAAAGUUUCAAAAGAAUUGAUGUGGAGGAAGUAUGGCACAGCAUCCUAGAGAGGAUCCAGGAUAAAGUCCUAGCAGAAUUCUUGAACCAGAAAGGGAAGCUUGUAUCACUAACUGUCUCAAGAGGCGAAGCCAUAUUGCACUUAAUGUUCAAGAACUCAGAAGAUAAACUAGCAGCUGAAAAGUCUGAAGAAUCCAUCUCAAAUGCCCUUAAAGCUGCUCUUGGAUGCCCGGUCACUGUGAAUAUCAGUCAUGAACCAACACAGCUAGAAUUUGUGAGUACAAAAUCCACAACUUACAAUGAAAAGCAAGCCCCAGAUUGUACCCAAAAACAGAGAACACAAUUUCUUCAAAUAUCCAGACCAUCCAGUAGCCUGGAUGGCAGAGGGCUUGUUCUGAAACGAAGCAUGAGCCAGAAUUCUGGGUGUACAUUGAACAGUAAUUGGAGGUCCACAAAACUGCAGAACAGCAGGCAAAUGCAAGCCCACAAAGAAAAACAUAUUAGCAGAAUAAUCAGAGAAAGCAUAGCCUGGAGUCCAGAGAUACCUCAUAUCUCUGGUCACUUGACUGAAGGAUGUGGAGAUAGUCUCAUCAAAGAUCCUGAAAUGGCCUCCUAUAAGCAGAGAUGGCUGUCGAUAUCAUCAAUACAACAGGGAGAUGCAAGCGUUGAGCCAUACAGCCAGGAUUUGUUGUUUGAGGAAGCAAAAGCAGAUAUACAGAUGCAUGCAAAGAAUUCAAAGCUCUACAAGGACCUUUUAAAGCUGAAACAACAAAGCAACAGCAUGAAAUACAUGUAA
This is a messenger RNA of Phoenix dactylifera (date palm), 2604 nucleotides long. RefSeq lists its product as uncharacterized. The record is from RefSeq and is a predicted model, not a curated record. Lineage: Eukaryota; Viridiplantae; Streptophyta; Magnoliopsida; Arecales; Arecaceae.